GAGUGCAUAAUUUAAGUUUGCUUCCAUGGUUGCAAGAGAAGUCUUUUAUCCAAUAGUAUGCAUUAUUAGACCAAUCUGCUCUAGAAAUCGCAACCUUUUUUUGUUCCUUCAACCUUUAGUUCUAAUAAUGACCUUUCCAAAGGUAAAUAGGGAUUGAGAACCGUGCAAGUGUUGAAGGUUCGCUGGGUAUUUGAAUUUCAGUUCAGAUGAAGGUUUGACUGGCUCGCAAUGUUGUGAAGCUAUUCUGGUUCACUCCCCCCAAAAAAUGAAAAACAGUAGAUGACCUUAGCUCUCAUGGUAUCUGGGCAGGACUUUCGAAUUGGAGCAGGGGACGUUCUACCUUGCUACGGUGAUUCAUGUUCAGUAGUGCAUCAUAUUUUUUUUUCACUUGAUUGGAUUGUUAGGCUCUCGAGUCUCAUGAAUUUUGUUGCAGAGUUUCAGUACGGAAAGAUUGAGUGGGAAAGUGAAAGGGCAAGUUCUUAAGCUAGGAGAGCAUUUUAUGAUUAUUUCCCUUUGAAAUCUGCUACUAUAAUGCUGAGUCUGCACUGCCUUCAGUAAUAAGGAAAAAGAUGCAGGCAGUUAAGCGACAAUCUCAAGUAGUACAGUACAAUAUUUGUCACCCCUAGGCCUUCUCCUAUGCAAAUUUGUACACCACUGAUAUCCUUCACUACAAUCCUCUUUCAUAUGUAUGACCUGCCUUAUUCGUUUACUAUUUAAAUCAAUAAUACUUGAAUUUAAGUUGGAUUGUGAACAUUUAAAGCGUCUGAAACCACUAACAUGAUUUUUUUAGAUGAUACAAUAUAGUUUUAAAUAGCGGGCUAUAGGAUAUAGCCGCGACCUCCGAAAAAGGCUAUAGCGGGCUAUAGCCACCUUUUAGCACGCGAAUGCCUUUAGCCGCACCUUACUCGAAAGGCUAUAGCCGGGCUAUAGCGGGGCUAUAGCCGGCUAUUUAAAACUAUGGAUACAUAGUUCAUUUGCCCCAUGCCAUGUAAUAUUGCUCACUUUUUUUUUAGCAUAGUAUUAUUUCCUCAUUUUUUGGAUUGCAUUAUAUUAACGUUGUGGAUGAUGGAACUUGCCACCAACCAAUCAAUGCCAUUUUUAGGAGACAUUAAGCGCCAAUCUCAAUGGUGCAGUGCGCCAUCACCCAGAACCCACCGUUCCAGAGACCCCUUUUCUCCAUAUAUUACAACAGAUAGCACUUUUAGUCUAUGAGCAUCACUGGAAAACUAAAGCAAACCAAAAUGGUAUGUAGGCGGCGCGGCGAAACGCGCAUGUUUGUCUAGUAUAGAUUGAAAGUUAGCUGACGAGCUGGUCUGCCACUGUGUAGAAUUGUCUCUGAAAUGUUUGGCCUCCCUCGCUUGAAUUCAGCUCAUGCGUUCCUUGCCCAGCUCAUGCGUUACUUGCCCAGCUCAUGUGAUAUUGUACGCCACCCCUAUUGGUCCAACCCUUCAUAAGCAAGAUAAAGUACCAUAAGGAAAAUGAAAUCGGUUUCCUCUCCUCCUUUAGUGCUAGUACUUCUGCCUUGCGGGAACCUAUAAUACUAGUACUAGGCUCAGUACUAGUACACCACUUCAGCACCUCGUUCCACCGCCCACCUCAGCUCCUACACAAGUGUAUAUUUUUCAAGGAGCAGAUUCGAAGCGCCGCAAAACUCCAAACUAAGUCCUGAAAGGGGUGGCGGUGGACUGAUAAAUGAUCAUGUAUCUAAUGGCAUCCCUGCCUUCCUGCGGUGCCUUCCGUGCACCUCUAUUGUCUUCUUUCCCGAGGAGAAAAACCACGGUAGUGGCCGUGGCUUCCAAGGCCAAGGUUGGAAUUCCCGAAAAGACUGCCUUCACUCCUCGCGAGGCGCCUUUCCGAGUCCGAGUCACCCGCUCAUUGCCACCUCAAAAGAAGGAAAUUUUUGAUUCGUUGGACCACUGGGCAAAAGACAACAUCCUGGUCCUCCUGAAGCCGGUUGAGAAAUCCUGGCAGCCGCAGGACUACCUGCCAGAUCCUUCCUCAGAUGGAUUCUAUGAUGAAAUCAAGGAGCUGAAGGAGCGAGCUGAGGAGAUCCCGGACGACUACUUAGUCUGUUUGGUUGGAGACAUGGUCACCGAGGAAGCACUCCCUACUUACCAAACAAUGCUCAAUAGCCUCGAUGGCGGUGUUCGUGACGAGACCGGCAGCAGCCCAACCAGCUGGGCUGUCUGGUCGAGAGCAUGGACAGCCGAGGAGAACAGGCAUGGUGAUCUCAUGAACAAGUAUAUGUACCUCACUGGGAGGGUUGAUAUGAGGAAGAUUGAGAAGACCAUACAGUAUCUGAUUGGUGCUGGAAUGGAUCCAAAAACCGAGGGCAACCCCUAUCAGGGUUUCAUUUACACAUCUUUCCAAGAGCGGGCGACCUUCAUAUCUCACGGCAACACCGCGAGGCACGCCAAAAAGUACGGGGAUGUGAAGCUGGCCCAGAUAUGCGGUACCAUUGCAGCCGACGAGAAGCGCCAUGAGACGGCGUACACCAAGAUUGUGGAGAAGCUCUUCGAGGUUGACCCAGACUACACGGUGCUGGCCUUCGCCACCAUGAUGAGGAAGAAGGUCACAAUGCCUGCCCACCUUAUGUACGACGGGCAGGAGGACAACCUGUUUGCGCACUUCAGCGCGGUGGCGCAGCGGCUGGGCGUCUACACCGCCAUGGACUAUGCCGACAUCCUUGAGUUCUUGGUCGAGAGGUGGAACGUCGCCAAUCUUACCGGGCUGUCCGGGGAAGGGAGGCGCGCUCAGGAUUUUCUCUGCUCACUGGGACCAAGGUUCAGGAAGCUAGAGGAGCGAACACAGGAGAGGGCAAAGCAGUUACCGAGUGUUCCAUUCAGCUGGAUCUAUGGCCGACAAGUGCAGCUUUGAUUAAGAUGUUACAGAAUAAGAAUACGACGAUCCUUUUUUAUUUUCCUUUUUCUAAGCUCUAGUAUCUUUUUUCUUUUGUUACAUGAACACGUCUACAUUGCAUAUGCCAACGAAGCUUACAGUAACACACUUCUAUGAACACAGCCGGGCAUGUAUUGUGUUGUUUCAGUUGUUAGUCAUUUUGAAUACUGAAAAUUGAAAUCUGUAGGCUCUCGCCAGUAA
Messenger RNA from Lolium perenne, 3099 nucleotides. RefSeq names its product stearoyl-[acyl-carrier-protein] 9-desaturase 5, chloroplastic. Gene Ontology annotation, biological process: fatty acid biosynthetic process. Gene Ontology annotation, molecular function: stearoyl-[ACP] desaturase activity. NCBI's taxonomy places the organism in Eukaryota, Viridiplantae, Streptophyta, Magnoliopsida, Poales, Poaceae. Gene Ontology annotation, cellular component: chloroplast stroma. The record is from RefSeq and is a predicted model, not a curated record.